This is a messenger RNA of Carcharodon carcharias (great white shark), 6270 nucleotides long. RefSeq names its product DCN1, defective in cullin neddylation 1, domain containing 1 (S. cerevisiae) (gene dcun1d1). Gene Ontology annotation, molecular function: cullin family protein binding; ubiquitin-like protein binding; ubiquitin conjugating enzyme binding. NCBI's taxonomy places the organism in Eukaryota, Metazoa, Chordata, Chondrichthyes, Lamniformes, Lamnidae. Gene Ontology annotation, biological process: positive regulation of ubiquitin-protein transferase activity; protein neddylation. The transcript has 7 exons. Bases 439 to 1218 code for a protein of 259 amino acids. The record is from RefSeq and is a predicted model, not a curated record. Gene Ontology annotation, cellular component: ubiquitin ligase complex.
CACAAAAUAAUCUUUUCUUUCCCCAACUUUUCCCCCCUCAAUGUGUUUGUGAAAUAUUUUCAGCAGAUAGUUGGCUGCAGAGUGAGAGAGACUGAGUGGUCUGGUGUAGCGCUGCUGUUGCCGCUGCUGCUGCCUACUGUGGGUUGCAAGUGAAGUCGAGGAGGAGUUGAGUUUGCCAGUGAAGUUUGGCUCAUCCCCCAUCCCUCCUUCCCCGCCCCGUGGCCGUGGCCGCAGUGACCGGGGUUGCAGGCGGCGAGCGACGGGCGGCUCUAACUUUCCCCUCAGAGUCUCUCAGUCUCAGUGUGUGUGUGUGUGUGUGUGUGUGUGGAGGGGGGAGAGGGAGAGUGCGCUGCACUGCGCAUGAGUGUCACCCACGGUGACUGCUAAUUGUCCGUUUUUUUUUCUUUUUAUUUUUUAAAGAGGCCCGAGCGCUUGAAGAUGAACAAGCUGAAGUCCUCACAGAAGGAUAAAGUGCGUCAGUUUAUGGUCUUCACACAGUCCAGUGAGAAAACUGCAGUAUGUUGUUUAUCGCAGAAUGACUGGAAGUUAGAUGUUGCUACAGACAAUUUUUUUCAAAAUCCAGAACUUUAUGUUCGUGAAAGUCUGAAAGGUUCAUUGGAUAGAAAGAGAUUAGAACAGUUAUACCAUAGAUACCGAGAUCCGCAAGAUGAAAAUAAAAUAGGAAUAGACGGUAUUCAACAGUUCUGUGAUGAUUUAGGAUUGGAUCCAGCCAGUAUCAGUGUACUGGUCGUUGCAUGGAAAUUUCGAGCAGCCACACAGUGUGAAUUCUCAAAACAAGAAUUCAUAGAUGGUAUGACAGAAUUAGGGUGUGACAGCAUAGAAAAACUGAAAAUCCUACUGCCAAAGUUGGAACUAGAAUUAAAAGAUCAAGCAAAGUUUAAGGAUUUUUACCAGUUCACAUUCAACUUUGCAAAGAACCCAGGCCAGAAGGGCUUAGAUUUAGAAAUGGCAAUUGCAUACUGGAAUUUAGUACUUGCUGGGCGAUUCAAAUUCUUAGAUCUAUGGAAUAAGUUUUUAUUGGAACAUCAUAAAAGAUCAAUACCGAAAGAUACCUGGAACCUCCUGUUAGACUUCAGCUGUAUGAUUGCUGAUGACAUGUCCAAUUAUGAUGAAGAAGGAGCAUGGCCGGUGCUUAUUGAUGACUUUGUGGAAUUUGCACGACCACAAAUCACUGGGACAAAAAGUACAACUGUGUAGCAUUGGGAAGCCUUGUCGCAAAAUGUACAUGAUGUGUACAGAAUGAAAAAUACAGCAAAUAAUGCACAGUCAUUUCACAAUUAGUUAAUAAAAUGCAGAUCAAUGGAUUGAAGUGAAGAUCAAUCCUUUUAUUCUAUCCAGAGGGUUGUUAACACCAAAAAGGACUUUUCUUCAAUCAUAUCGUAUUCAUUUAAUGGUGGUUUGGGCUUCUGUCUUAGUCAGGACCUCUUUAUGUAAUUUCAUCAACACUGAAUGUGAGUUCCGUCUGUAUAUUCUUUGGAAUCCUGUUUGGAGGACUUUUCUGAAAGGAUAAUUUUAUAGUGCUUUUCGACAUCAAGCACAUUGCUGCCUUCAGUUAGGAGCUGAACAGCAUUCUUGGACACCGGAAAUCUGUGUUUGAAAUGGAAACCUCGAUUUGAUCUUAGUACUUUUUAAAUUAUGUAAACAGGCAGUUAGACCAUCACAGAAUCUUACUUUAGCUAAUAAUACUUCAGCUAUUUCUUGUUCUAUGGCAGAUUACUUGUCAUAAAGUCUUACUUUUCUAUGAAGACUGGAUCAUACCAUGCCUAUGCACGAAAUUUGGUUCCGCUCCAUAACGAAAGUGGCAUUAGAAUGGUGAAAUCCUACAAAUGAGAUCUGUGGUACUUACUGUUUGUUUUUCUGUUUGACAAGAAUGAAGUUUCCCCACCCAACCACCUUCUGAUAUUAGCAUAUUGCUAAACAUAUUUAGGUCGGGUAUAAUACAAGAGGCACCUUGUCACCAUUCUGAUACUGGAUUUUGCAUCUUGGCCUUGGAUAUUUGCAAUAUAUAGUGCCCUGGAUGGUAUUUCAGGUUUCCUUUACAACUGCAGUAUUAUUAAAAUUAGGUUUUGUGCUGUUGACUAAGAGAAACUGAAAUUCUUCCACUUUUUCAACUUGGGCAGACCAUGCUUAACAUAAAGAAAACAGUACAGACCUUCCUUUUUUAUAUCCAAGGAAAUUCAUGGGAAGUUGACUAGAAAUACCAUCGUCUUUUCAUUGGUGUUUGUAGUCAUUCAAUUAUUUGAGUUUAAAAUGGUCUGUGCUUUAAAGAAAGUACUAAAGGCAAAUAUUUUAUACCUGUUUUGAUCCUGCAACCCAGCUCAUGAUUCACUUGUAUGAAAAGUGGGAUGUUUAAAUUGACUUGGCAACUAUCAUUGAUAUUUGGGGGGGUGGAUUGGGGUCGGGGAGGGGGGACAGAGAGAAGAAUUGAAAAUUUCUGUUUGUGUGAGAUGGAUAUAUUUACUUGUACGCUUAGCAUAGUUUUACCAGUAGUUUCCUUAUAACUUUCACAUAGGUUGCCAUGUCUGUUUAUCAUUCCCUCUAUACAUAUGAAUGGUUGUAAAGUAGAGGAUAAUGAAAUGUUUCAAAAACUAAUUUCUCAGGUCAGUGUUCCAUGCAGGUUUAAGAUGAGCCUUUUUAUUAACUAGACACUCAAGUUUAAAAUAUGUGGAAUAAUCAUUUAAAUAGUAAUCGAAAUCUGAUUCUUACUGUAAAUGACUCCCAUGUUGGUCUAAUGAUGCAUUAUUCAGGUAAAAGCUUAGAGCUGGAAGAGACUAUAGCCAUUGGGAUGUUUUAUUUUUUAUUACAUAUCCUUGAUCUGGAUUUCAUACUUGGGUUUUCAAUGCAAACAACCUGUAUCUUAUGCCCUGUGCUAAUCUCAAAUGCAUUUUAAAAUUGUUUAAUAAACUUUAAUUUAUAGGUGUUCUGAUGUUACACUGCCAUCUAAUGCAGUUGACUUUCAAUCAGUUUUCACUCACCUGUGCUUUGAAUCCUGAAAUUGUGUUACAGGCUCUCUUCAUUUAUUUGUGACAUGCAGCCAAUGCAGAGACAUCUCAAUUAGGUUCCACAGUUUGUUACAUGCCCAAAUAAGUUUUUGACUUCAGCUAUUUUGUUAAUCCAAGUGAAACUUGACAGUCAACAUUGAUGACUAAAAUACACCUAAAGAGUAAAGCAAGCCUGUUCAUCUUGCUUAGAAUACUGGAAAACUAAAUGUGGCUCUUAUUUGAGCAGCAUACUUUUUUUCCUAAAAGUUAAUGGCCCAAUAUUUUGAGCUUUACCACUGUUUUGAAACUGAACUGUUUCUUCGUCAGUUAAAAUGCAUUACUUCAACUCAAUACUGAUAGGUAAUUCAAAAAGUUUCAUUAGGGUUCUGGUUUACUUUUUAUUCCACUAUAUCAUAACAAUUCAAAGACAUUUAAGUGAUCGAAGAAGGUUGACCAUUUUUAAAGAUCUAUUUUCUUGUUUUCAUUUGGAAAUUAUACUUUCAGUAGUUUUCUUUUGAAGAUGCAUGGUACAUUUUAAAGUGCAGUUCUACUGUUAUAUUUUGGUGACACUAAGUUUUCAGAUGGAGUCGACCCUAAUAAGUACAUGAAAUAUGGAAAAUACAGCUUUAUUGUGUAGAUUUUCUCUAAUUUGCAGCUUAUACUGUGCAAACAUGAUGUACUUGAGUACUGUAUGAACCAUGGAGUCAGUUAGAACUCCACUGUCAUUUGCACAUGAGAUUAGAAGAUUCCUAAGAAAAGAAGGCUUAGCUGUUAAAAUGAGGUUAUAUGGACAAUGUAAGCUAAGGAAAUUUUGAAGCUAAGGUUAAGCAAUGAUUUUUGGUUAUGGCUUGAAUUUAGGUACUUCUGAUGCCAAUAUAGACUUUUAAAUCAAGAUAUUAAAGAUGAAUCACUUUUUAAAGUGGUAGAUUUUGAUUUGUUGCUCACUAGUGCAAUCUACUUGCCUGCUUCUUCCAGUGUGCGCUUCUUUGAAUCUGGUGAAAUUCAGUUUACUGGUAUAGUAAACAAUUUACAUACAAUGCAUAAAAUAUGCAAGAUCUCAUAAUGCACAGAUCUUUCUUUUUGUGUACUGAGCAGAGCUGGUGAUGGACCUUGUCAGGUCUGUAAUGUCCGCACAUUAUUUCCAUUGUCCUUUGAUUUUGAGGUUUCUUUCCCGUGUUUUUAUAAAAUCACAACUGCAGUGAUGGAUUUCUCCCUCACAAAGUCAUUUAGUAACCAAGAUUCUGAUGAGAAUGUUCUUCAGUUGGACAUGCAAACUAUUAUGGAUCUCGAGUACUUUUGUGAGUACGUACUCUCAUCUGGAACCUCCUACGAUGAUGAAAGCUGCACCCCUCUUGAGUAACCAACUGUAUGAAAGAGAAAUAUCACCUUGCUAAUUUUUUUAAGUUUAUGUAAACUUGAAAACAAAGCAACAUGUACAGACAGGAACAAGCAGGAUGGCGAAUUGUUGGUGAGUAACUAAUCGUGGAAUUUUAAACAGGAUUUAAGUUCCACCUUCAGGGUGAGGUGGCUGUCUUAAAACUUAAUUCAGUGCUAUCCAUAUGAAUGCCCUGAAUGUUGCCUCACUACAUCUUUGGAUUAUUCUCCAACUUUCAACCCUGAUGGAAACUUUUUGUUGAAUGUUCUCACUUGCCCCUGUGGGAGAAUUAUCUGUGUGCUGGAUUGGUGGGAAUGUAUUUCAAGUGAAUGAGAAAGGUACUUGUACAUACAUACAUUCGUGCAUGCCAGGCCUUGUUUGAUGUAGAAAAUGCACUUCUUUUUUUUGGUGUGUUCUAUGAAAACAUCAAAAUAUUUGGGUUUGAUCCUUGGAACAAUUGGAUAGAAUAUUUUUUUAAUUAACUGCAGCAUAACUGUUCAUUUUUAAUUAAUUGAUGAUCUUGGGAAGUCUGAUGUCCAACUAGUUAACUUUGUAUUUCUACUUGCUUUACCUGCCAUUUAGUUCUUCCAUGCCACAGCAAUUCCUAACCAAGGGUAGGCAGAGGACCUAUCUCCAGAGCUUUUGUCAGUUUCUAAACUUGCCAUUAGUUUGUUAAUUCAGCCUAACAGGUUUUCCUUUCCCAUGAAGAAACACUUUUCUUCAGUUUGGCACCCAUGCCCAACAUACCGGCUACAUUUAUGAAUCUGAGCUUGCAUCUUGUCACUCUACUCCAACUUGCUGUGUUCCAGUGAUGCUCAUUAAACUGGGAAUUUAGUCAUGCAGAUUAGUACUGUUUCUGUAUUCAUGAACAAUGCUGGUGUAGCUUACUAUUGCACUGAGCUAUUCAUAGGGAUUUCACAUUGCACCAAAACUGUUCUGUGGCACAGAUUUUGUACAAAUCUGACACAAACUUUGGAUGGCCCUUCCAAAAGCUUGAACCUUAUUAUGUUUUGUACUGCAGUGUUAAGCAUUUUUGUCUGCACAUUUUUUCUGUACAUUUAAACAAAAGUGUGAUUGCUGUUAUGGCGUGAUGCACAGUUUAAUAUCAAAGCUGACUAAAGUAAUAAAACUACUAUAGAACUAGUUAUUUAAAAUGCUUAGUCACUUGAAAGGAUGAGUGGUUUCUUUAAAAUUGCUAUUGGAUCAUAACACUUUAAGGAAUGUUAAUCAAAUGAGAAAAAUUGAGGGAGGGAGUGGAACAUUAAAAAAAAUCCUUUUAUCAUAAAUUUGCAUUCUCCUGUUAAAAUUUGCUUUAUGAAUGUUCAAACUUCCUUUAUACAGCUACAUAAACAUAUAAAGUGGAGAUCUAGUUUGAAAGGAAAAGAUAGACACGUGUCUCUAUUGACCCCUUACAGAAUUGUCUGCAUUUUUUAUGUAGUGUGCCAAAACCAUUGUCUUUCGUUGCUUGGCAUAGAAUAAACCAACAUGGUUUGGUGUACUUUUGUCCUAUUUGGCCACAUCCUUGAAUAUGACUUGAUAAGGGUCCAUCUGUUCCUUUUGUGGUAUUUUAAGGAUAUUAGAGAAUUGAACAUUUGUUCAUACUGAGCAAUUGUUAACUGUGAAGUCUUCAUCCUUGGGUAUGGGACAGGGAAACAGUAUUGUAAUUCAGGCCUAAUAUAGUGCUUUGUACGUAUUGCAAUUCUGUACACUUGUAGGUAGUACAUUUUAGAGUAUUGAAAGCUUGUUUAGGAAGAGCUUGUUUAAAUGGAUGUCUUGUAAAUUAUGUAAAAUUUUUAUCUCAUUAUGGGCAAAUGUAUUGUAAAUUGACACAUAAGAUGAAAAUCUACAGGGUCCACUGAGAAAUGCCAAUAAAAGGGUUGUAAAAAAAAAAAA